UUUUCAUGCAAGCAAGCAAGCAAGCAAGCAAACAGGUUUAAAAUUCACUGUAGCUAUUUAGACUGUGAGCAAUGGGUGAUAUAUAACGUUUAACCGAGGAAGAAAAUUGGUUUGCUACCAAACCUAGCUAGUUAUACAACAGUCACUUCAGAGCGUGCAGCGAACUGCAAACUUUCCUGAAGACGCAAAAGUUAGCUCGCUGGUUAUCCAGCACAAUUAAUGCUUUUGUAACAAAUUGAAAUAGAUCGUUUCCAAGCGGAAGUAGUCUAUCUACGUAACGCAAACGUAAGCUGUUUAUCUGGAGCCAGGUUUGGCGUCAGAUUCUGGAACCAGCGUUGGUUUUUCAAAAUGGCUGCAGCAUUACAAUGCUGGUCUGACAGUUUGAAAGAAGCAAAGAAAACUGCGCUGUUACAUGAAGGAAAGAGGAAAGUGCAUUACCUUUUUGCGGACGGGAAAGAAAUGGCAGAAGAGUAUGACAUGAAAACUGACGAGCUUAUUGUACGAAAAUGGCGAAAGAAGAGCACUUUGGGAGCACCAGGUCAAUGGGAGGUCGAAGUAGGUGACCCGUCUACGAUGCAAACUUCAGAACCACAUCUGAUCAAGGAGAGCAGUUCAAAUCCUGUAUUGAUACGUAAAGACACCAAGGCGAGCUUUCAGUGGAGGGUCCGCAACCUUCCCUACCCCAAAGAGGUCUACAGCGUUUCCGUCGAGCCAGGGGAACAGUGUUGCAUCAUCAGGACAACAAACAAAAAGUAUUAUAAGAAGUUCUCCAUCCCAGAUCUGGACAGGUGUCGGCUACCUCUGGACGGCUCCGCCCUCACCUUCAGCCACGCCAACAACACCUUGAUCGUCACUUACCAGAAGCCCAAGGAGCUUCUGACCCUGGAGCAGGACUUGCUGAGGGAGCUGAAAAGGAUCAAGAGCACCGGUGACGGGGACAUGGACUGCAAAACCCAGUGACCCGCCCGACACGCAGGGCCACGCCACGCGACUAUGUGACAUGAGGACGUGCAGUCUUUCACCAAAGCCGCGUUCCUGCAGGUUAUCUUCACCAUUGGCUCGCUGUUUAUUAUUUUUGUUCCCUUUUUGAAGGUACCAAGAAAGGAAAAAAAAAAAAAAGAUCUCUUUAAACAGGUUGACUUUUGGUUUGAAGUAUUUCAAAAUCUGGACGUGUGUGGAAUGGUGUGGAAUCAGAGUAAUUUAUUCUGCUGUAAAACCAAUUUCUAAACCGUUUUCUACUGUCUGUGGCUAGUCCCCAUUGCUUUUGUGUUGCCCGCAGUGCGCUCUUUGAUGGUUUUGGUCGAUGGAAUUGAAACGCUACCUGGCAAAAGGUUGUGUAAUCUUCAACGGGCUCCAGAAUCCAGGGGCCUUAACAUCUCUGAGAUAAGAAAUAGUGAAGGAGAGGAUUUUUCACAGGCCCUAGAUUAAACCACGUCAGAGUGUGUUUUGGCAUGCUGGCGGGGGGGUGGGGGGCGGGGAAAUGGCCGACUGAAAAGCGGGGUGGCAUUUCGCGAGCGGAAUUCCACCAGCGCCUCCCGCGAGCUCCCUCCGUCAGGUUUUCUCCGGGAGGGGAGGGGAGGGGAGGGGAGGGCUGGGUGGUUUGUCCGGCCACCCAGACUUUUGGGGGAACGGCCUCCCCCUCCAGGGGCUCCGACUUUAUUGUGCCCGCGCCUUUGGUCUUCAAAGGUCACCGUUAAGUGUUCUUCUAAAGAAUUCGAGUGCCUCGCCCCGCCAGGAUCCACUAACGCGAUGCCUUUCCCUCUGAGCCUGAGAGCCUCACCCCUAACAGUCUGCUCCCCCAGGGGAGUUCUCUUCACUGGAACGCGGGACAGGGGGACUGUUGGCUUUUCCAUGUUGUGAUCAUGUAUCCAAAUGUUAAUAUAGGCCUGCUGUAAUUUCUAUAUUUUGAUAUGAAUUUAAUAAUGACAAAGCGAUGUAACAAACAAA
Anguilla rostrata (American eel) is the source of this 1947-nucleotide messenger RNA. RefSeq names its product deleted in primary ciliary dyskinesia homolog (mouse) (gene dpcd). The coding region runs from base 349 to 960 and encodes 203 amino acids. The transcript is spliced from 7 exons. NCBI's taxonomy places the organism in Eukaryota, Metazoa, Chordata, Actinopteri, Anguilliformes, Anguillidae. The record is from RefSeq and is a predicted model, not a curated record.